Molecule: messenger RNA, 1173 nt
Organism: Cryphonectria parasitica EP155
Lineage: Eukaryota; Fungi; Ascomycota; Sordariomycetes; Diaporthales; Cryphonectriaceae
Exons: 2
Coding region: 1-1173 (390 amino acids)
Molecular function (GO): O-methyltransferase activity
Source: RefSeq, a predicted model, not a curated record
AUGAGGCCAUAUUUGACUGAAAGUCUUCACAGCAACGAAGAACUUCCUGACAAGGAAAUCAUGGUGCAGGCCGCCCGUUCUGUCGACCUGUUGCAUAGGGUCCAGCUACUCUUGGACUCACCGACUUCGGUGCUCGCGGAUCAUUUUUUAGGUUAUAUCAGAUCGCAGUGUUUACUGGGAGCAGUGCAGAGGCGGGUACCCGAUGCUCUGGAUGCAAGCCCUCUACCACUAGAGGAGCUGGCUCGAGCAACGCAUUCUCGGAGCGAUCGACUUAGUCAGAUAUUGCGUAUACUCUGCAGCGCUGGCAUUUUCAACUUCGAUGACUCGACCGGUCUUUACUCAAAUAGCCCGGCUUCUUCUCUUCUGCUCACAGCUCACUGGACCCAGUGGCACAAUUGGGUUACGCUUUACAAUGCCCAAUUAUAUGAUAUUGCUAGGGGGAUCCCUGCUUCACUUGGCAGAGAUUCAGAGAGAUGGGCUGCCCAGAUCAAUUACGAUACUGAUGAGGACAUGUUUUCCUGCUUCCGACGCCAGGGUUGGGUGCCGCAGUUGCGUCGGACACUCGGAGGGGGAGCAGCUGCACAGAUGCCAGGAAUACUCGAGGACUACCCAUGGGAAGAGGUUGCCAAUGGUCUUAUUAUUGACAUUGGGGGUGGCAGCGGCUCACUUAUAGCCGGCCUGGCGAGGAAGUAUCCCACUCUACAAGGGGGUAUCUACGAUCUGCCAUACAUCAUCGACCAUGCACGGCCCUUUUCCCGGGAUGAUGGCCCUUUCUCCGAUGUCAAAGAUCAGUUCGAUGAUAGUAAUCUGAUCGCCGGAGACUUCUUCAAGUCAAUCCCUCCCUGUGCAGUGUACACCAUGAAGUGGUGUCUCCACGACUGGAAGGAGCCUCAGGCAGUAGUUAUCCUGAAGAAGGUAUGGGAGAGCAUUGUUCUAGAGCCUAAAAGCAGACUAGUCGUCUUGGAGUUUAUACUGUCCAACGACCACUCAAGUCGGCUGAGUCAGUAUGGAGAUAUCAAUAUGAUGAUGACUGCCAAUGGCCAGGAGCGGACAGAAGAACAGUGGCGAGCAUUGGCUGAACUUGCAGGCUUCCGAAUAGAGAAGAUCUGGGAUUUUCGGAGGUCUUGGGUUAAAGCUCUGGAUUUCAGGCCGAUACUGGACAAAGAUUGUUAG